Closterium sp. Naga37s-1 is the source of this 3783-nucleotide messenger RNA. The record is from the annotation of a GenBank genome assembly. Lineage: Eukaryota; Viridiplantae; Streptophyta; Zygnematophyceae; Desmidiales; Closteriaceae.
AUGACCUCACUCAGCUCUCGAGCUGCACAGAGCAGCAUUCGAGGGAAUAACAUAACUGAACAUGGACCUCGCUUCCCACGCACUCACCCCUCCACAUGCUUCCACUCGCAUGCCCCAUGUCUGCCCAUCCCUCCCCCGCUGGCCCCCCUACUCCAGACGCAGCAAGCAGCCAGGCCCUAUCACUUGCCUCCUGAGCUCCACAGAGGAGCAGUUGAAGGACUACUCUUACAUGGACUUCGCUCCCACUCACACACCAUCAUCUCACCCACGUGUUGCUGCUCAAAACGACCAGUCUUGUUUCCUCCUGUCCGCUCUUUCCCCUACUCCAGGCGCAGCAAGCAGCCGGGGCCCAUCACUCGUCUCCUGAGCUGCACGGAGGAGCAGCUGAAGGACUACCCCAACAUGGACCUCGCUCCCACGCACACCGUGCCAUCCAUGUCCCUCGAUCCCAAGACCGGCGAGUGGUACCCAGCGAUCAACAAGCCAUACGGGGUGUGGCACUGGGUGCAGCACAGCCCACAGGCGCAGCAGGCGGAGUGGGUCGUGAUUCUCGACGCUGACAUGGUCAUCAGGGCACCCGUCACUCCGUGGGGCGUCAAGGCGGAGAAGGGCAAACCAGUAGCAGCCUACUACGGCUACCUCAUCGGCUGUGACAACAUACUGGCCCAGCUGCACACCAAGCACCCCGAGCUCUGCCCCAAAGUGGGCGGCUUUAUAGUCAUGCACAUUGACGAUCUGCGCCGCUUCGCCCCGCUCUGGCUCAGCAAGACACAGGAGGUGCGAGCUGACAAGGCACACUACGCGCGGAACAUCACAGGAGACGUGUACUCGUCGGGGUGGAUCAGCGAGAUGUAUGGCUACUCGUUUGGCGCUGCGGAUGCCGAGCUACACCAUCAAGUAGACCAGACGACCAUGCUCUAUCCAGGCUACACCCCAACGCCAGGCGUGGACCCGCGCUUGCUGCACUACGGGCUCGCCUUCUCCGUCGGCAACUGGAGCUUCGGCAAGUCGCAGCACCGGACGGAUAAGAUCGUCAAUGAGUGCAACAGACUGUUUGAUCCUCCGCCGUUCCUCUCUGAGACCCCUGACCCUCUCAACUCUUCCCCUCAUCACUCCUCCUCUUCCCUUUCCUCUCCUCUCUUCCUUCUCUCUCCCUCUCCUCUCUCUCAUCACGCCCCCCUCUCCCCUUCCUCUCUCCCUCCUCUCCCUCUCCUCUCUCCCCUUUAUCACUCUCCCAUAUCCCAUUCCUCUCUCCGUCCUCUCUCGCUCCUCUCCCUCUCCUCUCCUCUCCUCUCCUCUCCUCUCUCUUCUCAUCACUCCCCCCUCUCCCCUUCCUCUUUCCCUCCUCUCUCUCCCUCAUCGCUCCCCUCUCAGGCCAAGGAAGCCGUCACACCUGAACCCUUCCAUCUCUUUCUUACGCCUCUCUCCGCAUCAUCUCCCCUUCGUCGCUCCUCCCUCUCCGCACACGCUCACGCGCGCGCACGAUUCUCCUCCCUCUCUUCUUCCUCUCCCCCUCAUGUCUCCUCCCCCUCCCGUUCCUCUCCCCUCAUCCCAAUUCAUUCCCCGCACCUGCCACCUGUUUCUGACUCCCUUUUCCCCUGUCCUCUCCCAUUCCUCUCUUCCUCGUCUCUGCCCUUCCUUGAUCUCUCUCCGCCCACCAGUGCAAGCAUCCAGUCGUCCCUAGGCCCUGCUGCUUUUGGCCCCACUGUCUCUUCGAACCCUGAAGGGGGCAUGCUCCGAGGGGAGGCAAGGGGAGCGGCUGAGAAAGGAGGAUUAAGAGGGGGAUUAGGAGAAUCUGCUGUUACCAGCACCAGCGUAGGGGGUGAGAGCAAUAGCAGCGGCAGCAGCAGUAGUAUCAGCAGCAGCAGCAGCAGCAGCGGCGGCAGCAGCGAGAACAACAGCAACGGUGAUGAGAGUGAUAGUAAGGGAAUGUCAGGUGGUGGGAGGUUGGAAAGGAGAAGCAUAGGAACAGAGAAGUGGGGUUCUGUUAAAGGGAAUGGAAAGGAAGAGAGUGGGGAGAAAGGGAGUGGGACGAAAGGGAUUGGGGUGGGUGAGAGUGGGAUGGAAGGGCUCGACACCCCUCCUCCCGUUCCUCUCCCAUUGCCGAACCUGGGCCCGGACGUGCCUGUCGAUCCGGCUCGGGAUCCGAACCUGUGGCAGCCGUUUCAUGUGAAGGGCACGCCGAGGCUGGUCACGCUUUUUUCGGGCGAGUGCACGGCGUAUUUCGAUUGGCAGACGCUCGGGCUGAUGUACAGCUUCCGGCGGAGCGGGCAGCCCGGAAAGCUUGUGCGGCUGCUGGCUUGUAACGAGGACAUGCUUAAGGAGUACAAGGGACUGGACCUGGCUCCGACUAUGGUGGUGCCGAAUUGGGACCAUGACCCGCACAACGGAGACUGGUACUCGGCCAUUAACAAGCCAGUGGGAGUCAAGUACUGGCUCGACAACAGCCCGGACGCACAACUUGUCGAUUUUGUCCUCAUCCUGGACGCAGAUCAGAUCCUCCGCCGCCCGAUCCUGCCCUGGGAGCUAGGCGCCGAGCGAGGCCGCCCGGUUUCCGCCGACUAUGGAUAUUUAAUAGGCUGCGACAACAUCCUUGGCUCGCUGCACAUGAAGCACCCCAAGCACUGCGACAAGGUCGGGGGGUACAUCGCCAUCCAUGUGGACGACCUGCGCCUGCUGGCCCCCCGCUGGAUCGCCAAGACAGAGGAGGUGCGAGCGGACAAGGAGCACUACGCCACCAACAUCACUGGAGACGUGUACGGGCAGGGGUGGAUCAGCGAGAUGUACGGCUACUCUUUCGGCGCCUCCGAUGCCAAUCUGCACCACGUGGUAAUAGACAACAUAAUGCUCUACCCGGGCUAUCCCCCCGUACCCAACGUGGACCCGCGUCUCUUCCACUACGGCCUCGAGGUUAAAGUUCUAAAUUACUCCUGGGAUAAGUCCCGCUUCCGAGACACCCCGCUAGCCCUCACCUGCGGUUACCAUUUCCCCGAUCCUCCUGACGUUACGGAUUUGCCCCCGUUACCCGCUGUCGAUCCUGGUGCUGCUGCUGCUGCUGCCGCUGGUGGUAAGGGUGGUAUGGGCGGUUUUUUUGCGGGGCUUAGGGGUGGAGGAGGAGGGGAAGAGGAGAGGGAGAAGAAGCUGAGGGAGUUGCAGGAAGAGCGGCGGAAAGAUUUCAUUGUCAUUGAGUGUGUUGCGGUGCUGAAUCGGGCUUUAAGGGAGUAUCAUCGGUUGAGGCUUGGGUGCCCUGUGACUAGCGAGAAAGAUGUGGGCGUUAUGGAUCUUACUGGAGCGUCUUAUAUCGAGUUGGGGAGUGGGGGAGGCGGUGUGAGGGAGCUUCGAGCUGAUGUGUGGGCGAGAGUGAGGGAUGGGGGAGGAGGGAUGGAGGUGGAGGGGGAGCGGAGGAUGGGGAGGAGUGAGGAGGGGAAUGAGGAUGUGGAGCAAGUGGGGAGGUUUGUGGUAGAGAGUGUGGAAGUGAGGGAGAGGGGAGGGUUGGAGCGAGGGCUUGUGGUUGGGGUAGAGAUGGCAGAAGGGGAGAGAGAGAGGAUGGAGGAGAGGAUGAGGGAGGAGGGUGGGCAGGAAGGAGAGACAGUAGGGGUUGAAGAGGUGGGGGUAGAGGAGCAGCAGGGGCAGAACAGGCAAGGGAAAGAAGAAAGCCAUGUUGAACAGCAGCUGAAUCAGGAAGGAGAAGAGGCGGCAGCGGAAGCGCAGGGAGGGGCGGGAGAUGAGAGAAGCGCGGCGGGAGAGGAGGGCGAGGAAGAAGAGAGUGGAGAAGAUCCCUAA